AUGGCGGAGGCCUUCCUGCCAAGCAGAGGCCAUCGUCGCGGUGAAGAGCUGCACUCCCUGAUCGGGGCUUUGAGCACGGCGGCCACCACCGGACGGGGCGCCGCCGCGAUGGCGCCGUCGGCGCGGGGGAUCCUGUGCUUGGCCGCCCGGGUGCUGCUCUCCAACGUAGCGCCGGCGGCGGCCGCGGGCGCCCUGCGCCGGGCCGCCUCCGCCGCGGAGCUGCGGAGCGCGAGCGAGGCGCGCGCGGGGCAGCUGCGGAGGGAGGUGGCCCUCAUGAAGGCCCGUGGCUCCGAGGUCGUCGAUGCGCUCCGCUCCGCGGCGGACUGCCUGGACCGGCCCCUCCGCGCGGGCGGCCGCCGGGCCACGAGAGCGCCUGGGCCCGCCACGCCCUCGGCGCCGCGCGCUGUGGGGCCGCCGGCCACGAACCGCUCGGCCGCCUUGAAGCAGCAGCAGGAGGUCCUUCAGAACUUGCUGUCGCACUUGAAGUCCAGCAUUACCAAGGACAACAAGGAGGAGGAGGACAGCAAGAGGCACAACGAGGCCGUCAUCGCGAGGCUCAGGCGCCGGCUCGACAGCGACAGGGCCAGGCUGAACUGGACCAACUUGUCGGCGUGGGACCACGAGAUGUACGCAAACGACACGAAGCUCGAGGAGCGCGAGCUCGAAUAUUGGACAAGGGGGCGCGAACUUCAGCAUGGCAUGUACCACGCCAACCUCAAGAUGACGCACGGAUUGAUGUCGCGCGUGAAGACGGUGAUGCAGGCCUACCAGGAGGUGCUCGCCAAGGGGCACCUGGACCCUGCGAUGUCCGAGCUCCUGCACGCCGCCGCGCAGUCGAUAGCUCCACGUGCGGCGCCGAAGGCUCGGCUCCCGGCCAACCUCACCAAGACCGCUGCGCCGCACGGACCACUGCGUUCGGCGGACGGGUCGAGAACAGCGUGA
This is a messenger RNA of Prorocentrum cordatum, 942 nucleotides long. The record is from the annotation of a GenBank genome assembly. NCBI's taxonomy places the organism in Eukaryota, Dinophyceae, Prorocentrales, Prorocentraceae.